Messenger RNA from Synchiropus splendidus (mandarinfish), 3071 nucleotides. It is a transcript of the gene intu, whose product is annotated as inturned planar cell polarity protein. Gene Ontology annotation, cellular component: cytoplasm; cilium. Bases 73 to 2916 code for a protein of 947 amino acids. The transcript has 17 exons. Gene Ontology annotation, molecular function: protein binding. Lineage: Eukaryota; Metazoa; Chordata; Actinopteri; Syngnathiformes; Callionymidae. The record is from RefSeq and is a predicted model, not a curated record. Gene Ontology annotation, biological process: cilium assembly; establishment of planar polarity; nervous system development.
ACAUGGCGGGAGUGCAGCUCUGAGUCUCGUCUUCGGGAUUUUGUUGGCCAGAAUAAUGGUCAGAGCUGGUAGAUGGCGCACUAUGAAGCUCACCAUGACUCGGAGAACGGUUUGGGGAAAAUGGAGGAAUCAGUUGCCAAGUGCGCUAGCGGCCAGGAGUCCUUGAACAGCAGCAGCUGCUCGGAGUGCUCCGAUGAAUUGGAACCCGAAUGGCUGGAUGAUAUACAGAAGAAUGGGGAGCUUUUUUACCUGGAGCUGAGUGAAGGUGAAGAGGAGCUUUUGUUGGCGCGUGAUCAAGUGUCUACUAACCAUGUACGCUUCAGUGAAAAGGAGGCCGAGAUCAUCACUGAGCAAAACGUGAAACAGCGAUGUAGUUCCCGGCCUAAACGUGUGCCCACACUGAAGAAACUAGCCAAGAUCCUUAGGAGGAAACGUCGAUCCACUCAGCACAGAGGAGGCGAGGGUGGGAGUAAAGAGCCUUCAUCAUCUUCGCUACCUCUUGCAUCCAUCCUGAAGAACCAGGCGUGCCAAAGACAUGCACUAUCUCCCAACCCUGAGAGGCAGCUGAAGGAAGUGAGCAUAUAUGUCAAUCCUAAGCGUCUUGGAGGAUCAUGCACACCUUUGUCGUACAGCGGAGGGCUGUUGGAGGCUCUGCUUGGAGUGAUACACCGUCACUUUUGGACCAGGGGACAAGCUGAAGCAGCUCCUCAGGACAGUCGGCUUACUGUGCAUGGCCUCAGUCCCAAUGGUCCAGCUAUUAAAUGUGGUCAGAUCAUGAUAGGUGAUGUCCUUGUUGCGGUUGAUGAUGUGGAUGUGUCCUUUGAGAACAUUGAGAGGGUUUUGUCUUGCAUCCCAGGACCAAUGCAGGUCCGGCUGACGUUAGAGACGGCGGCGACACUGAAGGACAGUCCCGCCUCUGACACCGCAACAGUUCAGAAUACAAAAGGCUCUCCACCUGUGAGUCAGCUGGUCCGCCUCCUCUGGGGUGAAGACAUGGCUGAACUCCAGAUGUCCAUCAAUCACAUCCCACACAUUGUCAUGUACCUGUCAGUCAAACUGGACUCAGACUCGUCACAAGAGGAAGAGGAGAUUUUAUACCAGUACCCCACGUCUGAGGAGUCCAGCCAGCUCAAAAGCGUCAGGGGGAUCUUCCUCACUCUCUGCGACAUGUUGGAGAAUGUGACUGGAGGCCAGAUUGUCAGUUCAUCCCUGGUCCUUGGCAAACACCUGAUACAUGUGGGCUACUGGAAAGACGACAACAACCUACUGGUUGUUGGGCUUCCUGCGGAGAGGGUGCCAUUGCUGUGUCUCCAGACAGUGGUGAAGGACGUUGUCAGGACUUUAAAAGUAAUGUAUGGCUCCUUGGACAGUGCCUUCUGUAAGGCGGAUAAUGUUCCAAGACUGGACCAUUUCUUCUGCCUCUUUUUCCAGCAGCUCAUCCAGCCUUCACGCCUGAGGGAUAGAUUCUCAGUGCCGCCCACUGAUGUAUCACGGACCCUUUUUCUCGAUGGACUGCCGGCAGUGCGGUGGCUCACACUUCCGCCAGAAAUCAAGGUCGAGGUGGACACGGUUCUCUCAGAUUUUGAGUCGUCUGAUUUCGGAGAAAUGUCAGAAGACUUCUUUGGUCUGCGGAGACUCUACGUCAUUCUUGGCUCGUGUCUUUUCUUCAAGUCGUACCUAAUCGCCAACCACCUGCCCAAGGAGGACCUGCUGGACGUCUGCCUGUACUGUCAGCAUUACUGUCUGCUGCCACUGGCCUCCGAGCAGCGCGUGGGUCAGCUGGUCAUCUGGAGAGAGGUGUUUCCUCAGCAGAGAGCCGGUGGUGGCAGCACGACACCUGGCUACAAGCAACUACAAGGACGACACUUUCUUCUCAUCGUGGGACUGAGACACUUCAUGCAGUGUGUCUUGCUGGAAGCAGGAGGAUGUGCCUCCCCAGCUGUGGGCUCUCCAGGGCCGGACUGUGUCUAUGUAGAUCAGGUGAAAGCAACGCUGCUGCAGUUGGAAGGUUUAGAAGCUGGUAUAGAGGAGCGCCUGAAUGCUCCCCCAGCUCCAUGUCUGUCUUGUGCCGACUGGCUUCUUCCUGCAUCAACGACUCGGGAGCGUCUCGACAGUCUGACUUCAUCGUCCCCGAUCUUCAGUAAACUGGCAGGAGCUGUCAGGAGCUCGUCGGUGGGGUCCAUGGGCCGCAGCCUGUUUAAGGAGAAGGCACGGCGACCCAGUCCUCAGAGGAGCCUCUCUGACAGCGGGGUCGAGGGUGAGCUGGCCACGGGCUCCACAGUGAGAUACAGUCCUCAUUCCACCCCAAAUUCUGAGCGGAAGCUCAGAGGGAGGCGUCAUUCGCUGUCCGGAGGGUCUGACACCAGCGGCCUCUUUAAGACUCCUAGAAAGAGGCAGCCAAACCCCUUCUACCUGGGCACCCUGAAGAAGACCCUGACUGAGAGAGAGACUGAGGUCUGCAACAUCUCUAAGCUGACGUCGGGUGCAGAGAACACCCUGUUCCACUACGUCCUGAUGGAGAGCAUGCAGGGAAUCUUCAUCGCUCCGACUCACAAAGAAGUGGCUCAGCUCAGUGGAUCCAUUCAUCCACAACUCAUCCGCAACUUCCACCACUGUUGUCUGUCCAUCCGUGCUGCUUUCCAGCAGAGCCUGCCGGCCCGAGGUCGUCGGGCAGCAGACCGACCCCAUGGCUGCGGUUGGGGUUUGGGUCCGGUUAAGGAACACGGAGUCCUGUUUCAGUGCAAACCAGAGAAUUGGACGGACCAGAGGAAGCCAGCCCCAACCAUGACCUAUUGGGUCAUUGGGCGGAUGCUCCUGGAGCCAGUCCCUCAGGAGUUCUACGUCUGUUUCCACGACUCUGUGGCGGAGGUUCCAGUCGAAAUGGCCUUCAGACUCUCCUUUGGCUUGUCCCUGUAGAGUCAGAACUGAUGUUCCUUUGAGAGCCAGAGGUUUCCAUACACGUGUACAGAAACAAAAUGUGGUGUGCCUUAGUGCUAAAAAUCUGUUCUUGUAUCAUCAGGGAGAUGUGCUUCAUGUUGGAGUGAAAAUAUUAAAUACCUCAGUGUCACAGU